Rasamsonia emersonii CBS 393.64 is the source of this 570-nucleotide messenger RNA. RefSeq lists its product as uncharacterized. The record is from RefSeq and is a predicted model, not a curated record. The annotation marks the transcript as partial. NCBI's taxonomy places the organism in Eukaryota, Fungi, Ascomycota, Eurotiomycetes, Eurotiales, Trichocomaceae. The transcript has a single exon. Gene Ontology annotation, molecular function: nucleic acid binding; zinc ion binding.
GCCCUGAGUGAAAGAAACAUCCAGAGUGGGUUCAGAGCUACUGGAUUAGUUCCAUAUGAUCCAGAGCAGGUUCUUUCACGUCUCAACACCCAGAUGUGUACACCAACCCCCCCAGGAACCUCUCAUAGUUCCCAAUCCUCUUGGGUCACGGCCACACCACAUAAUAUACGCCAAGUGGAGCUCCAGGCUGAGAAGGUCAAGGGAUAUAUGCAGCAGUGCAUGCAGGGUCCAUCCAGUCCGACCAAUCGAGCUCUGAAUCAGUUGAUCAAGGGAUGUUGUAUGGCCAUGCACAGUGCUGCCAUUCUGGCAGCAGAAAACAGGGCACUGAAGGCUGCAAAUGAGAAGCAAAAGAGAAAGCAAGAGAGGCGCCGUACAUAUAUAGGACAGGAAGAUGCUUUAACUAUUGAAGAAGGGAUAGAUCGUGUACGAAGAGCUAAUGAAGAGGAGAGUAGGGUGGUUGAGGUUACUGAGGAAAGACCACAAAAACGUGCUGCACGUCAGUGCAGUAUAUGUGGAACAGUUGGGCAUACUGCCCGUACAUGCUCCCAGCGUACAAGAAAUAGUUCUUAA